Molecule: messenger RNA, 1929 nt
Organism: Aspergillus alliaceus
Lineage: Eukaryota; Fungi; Ascomycota; Eurotiomycetes; Eurotiales; Aspergillaceae
Gene: tah18
Product: NAPDH-dependent diflavin reductase
Exons: 4
Coding region: 1-1929 (642 amino acids)
Cellular component (GO): cytosol
Molecular function (GO): FMN binding; NADPH-hemoprotein reductase activity; flavin adenine dinucleotide binding
Source: RefSeq, a predicted model, not a curated record
AUGAGCGAGAGUCCGUCUCCAAGGCCGCCUAAAAGGUCCGCUCUCGUCCUAUAUGGAUCGGAAACCGGCAAUGCCCAAGAGGUGGCCGAAGAACUGGGGGCUCUGGCCGAACGCCUACACUUCAUGACUCAGGUCUCGGAGAUGAACCAUAUCAAGCCGGAGACAUUGAGCUCGUAUACUAUUGUUAUAUUUGCUCUCUCGACGACGGGGCAGGGGGAUCUGCCUGCGAAUGCGCGGACGUUCUGGAGAUCUUUGCUUUUGAAGAGGCUUUCGUCGACAUUUUUGGAGGGGGUUAGGUUUACGUCGUUUGGGCUAGGGGAUAGUUCUUAUCCUAAAUUCAAUUGGGCUUCGCGCAAGCUGUGUAAGAGAUUGGUUCAGUUGGGCGCAAGUGAAGCAUAUCUUAGCGGGGAGGCCGAUCAACAGCAUCCCGAAGGACUUGAAGGGACGUUUAUUCCUUGGAUAACCGAUUUCCGCAAGCACUUACUGGACACAUACCCUCUUCCUGAAGGCCAGCAUCCGAUACCGGAAGAUGUUCAACUGCCCCCGAAAUGGGUUCUACAACUACAGGAUGGAAGCCUGUCACCGAAGAUUAAACCUAGGACGCAGGGACAGCGUACUUCGGUCGAGAAUUCGAAGUCACGACUUGAGCAUGAUCUCCGACCAAUUCCCGAUACCUUGACUGCAACACUUACUCAAAAUAAGCGUGUGACUCCACCAAAGCACUGGCAAGAUGUACGACAUGUAUCUUUGACGGUUUCUGAUUCCGUCGCUUACGUUCCUGGCGACAUGAUCUCUAUCAUGCCCAAGAACUUCGCCGAAGAUGUUCAUGCCCUGAUCCAGAUGAUGGGCUGGGAAGACCAGGCCGAUCAAUUGGUCUCGUUGGUCCCUGCCGAUACUCAGCACCCCGCUGAAGACCUACCGUUGCCGCCGAUCCUGAGCCUCGAGUCAUAUCCAAAGCUGACGCUACGCGCGCUUAUUAUGGACUACCUAGACAUCCGAGCGAUCCCUCGGCGAAAGUUCUUCUCGGAGAUUGCCCACUACACUGACGAUGAGAUGCAGAAGGAACGCCUUCUCGAAUUUACCAACCCCGAAUUCUUGGAUGAGCUCUGGGAUUACACUUCGCGGCCGAGACGUAGCAUCCUUGAGGUACUACAUGAGUUUGAUACGGUAAAGAUCCCAUGGCAACAUGCGACUUCGGUCUUUCCCAUCCUCCGAGGGCGGCAAUUCAGCAUUGCCAGUGGGGGAGAGCUGAAGAGGACACCCGAAGGCGGAGCAAAGUUCGAACUAUUGAUCGCCAUCGUGAAAUAUAAAACAAUAAUCAAGAGGAUCAGAGAGGGUGUCUGCACAAAGUACAUCUCGGUGCUUCAACCGGGGAGCACCUUGAAGGUACAUCUGCAGCGCGGAGGCCUGAAUUCUUCCUUGGGUCAACUGACUGGGCCAACGGUGCUGGUUGGCCCCGGCACAGGAGUCGCACCGUUACGGUCUAUGAUCUGGGAGAAAGCUGCCUUAGUCAAGGCUUAUAAGGAAGAAAAUGGCGGGGCUGAGCCUUCUAUUGGACCUACCAUUCUUCUCUUUGGGGGCCGCAAUCGGGAUGCAGAUUUCUUCUUUGACGAGGAAUGGCAGCAGUUGAGUAAGCUGGUUAAGUUAGAGGUCUUAGCGGCGUUUUCCAGGGACCAGAAACAAAAGGUUUAUGUACAGGACGUUAUCCGAGACAACCUUGGGUUCUUCUUUAGACUCUUGCAUAACAUGUCUGGAUCGGUGUAUGUAUGUGGUUCGUCAGGGCGGAUGCCGCAAGCUGUCCGGGAGGCCCUGGUCGAAGCAUUCCAGAAUGGUGGGGAAAGGGAAGGCGGACGCUUCAGCAGAGAAGAGGCCGAAGAGUACUUGCUUGGUAUGGAGAAGUCAGGGCGGUACAAGCAGGAGACCUGGUAA